This is a messenger RNA of Gracilinanus agilis (Agile Gracile Mouse Opossum), 2845 nucleotides long. RefSeq names its product inositol polyphosphate-5-phosphatase K (gene INPP5K). NCBI's taxonomy places the organism in Eukaryota, Metazoa, Chordata, Mammalia, Didelphimorphia, Didelphidae. Bases 75 to 1430 code for a protein of 451 amino acids. Gene Ontology annotation, biological process: negative regulation of insulin receptor signaling pathway; negative regulation of glycogen biosynthetic process; phosphatidylinositol dephosphorylation. The transcript has 12 exons. Gene Ontology annotation, molecular function: phosphatidylinositol-3,4,5-trisphosphate 5-phosphatase activity; inositol bisphosphate phosphatase activity; phosphatidylinositol-4,5-bisphosphate 5-phosphatase activity. Gene Ontology annotation, cellular component: ruffle; endoplasmic reticulum; plasma membrane. The record is from RefSeq and is a predicted model, not a curated record.
GGGCUUGGGGAGGCUCCGGUCGCGGCUCAUCGAGGGCUCCCAUCCCUGUCACAGGCCCCCGGGCCGCCGUGGCCAUGGACCCGCCGGUCAAAAAGAUGAGGCACCUCAAGAGGAUCAGGAUGCAUGUCGUAACCUGGAAUGUGGCAUGUGCAACACCCCCAACCAACCUCAAUGACUUGCUUCUGCUAAACAAUGAAUGUGAGAACAUCGACAUGUAUGUCAUUGGCUUACAGGAAAUGAAGUCUGGCAUCAUCAAUUACAUUUCGGAGUUGGCGUUUGAAGACCCCUGGAGCAAGUUCUUAAUGGAUGUGCUUGCCCCUCUGGGUUAUAUCAAGGUGACCUCCAUAAGAAUGCAGGGACUUCUCCUACUGGUCUUUGUCAAGCGCCUGCAUGUGCCCUUCAUUUCUGACAUCUAUACCAACUACACUCGAACUGGCCUCUAUGGUUACUGGGGGAACAAAGGGGGAGUCUCCAUCAGCCUUCGGAUAUAUGGCUAUGCCAUCUGUUUCCUCAACUGCCACCUGCCAGCCCAUUUAACCAACAAUGACCAGCGGCUCAGUGACUUUGACAAGAUCCUGGAAAUGCAGAGCUUUGAGAAUGACAACAUCCCUAACAUCCUGGACAAUGACCUCAUCUUGUGGUUUGGUGACCUCAACUUUCGUAUUGAAGAGUUCGGGUUAUGUUUUAUCCAAGAAUCCAUCCGAAAAGGGCUCUACAACAUCCUCUGGAAGAAGGAUCAGCUCAACAUGAUUAAGAAGUGCGAUUCACUGCUCCAACAGUUCCAGGAGGGCCCUCUGCUCUUCAAGCCAACCUUUAAAUUUGACAUCAACUCAGAAGAAUAUGAUUCCAGUGAGAAAAAGCGCAAACCAGCGUGGACUGACCGAAUCCUUUGGAGGCUGAAUCAAAAGCUCCAGAAUAAAUGUGACAACUUAACAGAACCUGAGCGCUUCUUCUCUCUGGUAUUGAAGAAUUACCAAAGCUAUAUGCAGUAUAAAGUCAGUGACCAUAAGCCAGUCACGGGGACCUUUGAAAUGGAGCUGAAGUCCCUAGUGCUAACCACACCAAUCACCCUGAUUCCUGAGGGCCGGUGGAUCACGCCUUAUGAUCUGGUGGUCAGCUAUAACCGGAGUCCUGACUUCAAAAGCAGCAGCUGGGACUGGAUUGGCCUCCACAAGGUCGUGAUCCGCCACUUGAAGGACUGUGUGACUUAUGCCUGGGUCAAGGACAACCUGGUAUCCUCAGAAAAAGGCCUUUACCAGGUAUAUAUCAAUGCUAGCGGUUUCCCAGAGGAAGGGGGAGAGUUUCUUCUCAGUUACUAUAGUAGCAACCUGAAGGCUAUAGUGGGACUGAGUGAACCCUUCCAGCUCUGUAGAAAUAACCUGACUCCAGAAGACUGGAGAGAAAAGAAAGGCGAUCCACUGAUGUACUGAGCCAGGAUGAAUGCCUCACAGCUCUCCCCCUGUCCUCCUCGGGCCCCACCAUGACUGCUGUUUGUGGGUCCAGCUCUCCCGAGAUAAGGGCAGGCCGUGCAGAACAGCCCACCUGCCUCCCCUCCACACCUCCUGGUUCCCCAUCCAGAACUGGGAUUAACCAUUUUAAUAGAGGUUUCAGUUACCAGGAUAUGGAUGAGGCCAGCCAGUCCACCUGCCAUGGAGACUCAAGCACAGUCAACCGAGUGACGGGGGAUUCUUUUAUGCUCUCCUCCUUCCUUUCCUGGCCUCCUCCCCACCCUGCCCCUUAACCCAGCUAGGGCCAGUUGCCUUCACAAUGCCCUCAGUGGGGCUGCCAGCCACAUGCCCCAGCUGGCACCUGCCCCACAUUCCUAUGGCUCCAUCUCCAGGACUCUGGCUAGCAGGGAUGGAGACAUACAUUUGUACAGGAUCCUCUAACCAGUUGGCAGCAGCCUUCCAAGUUUUAGGAGGAAUCUUGGAAUCUUGGCAGCAUAUUCCCUCCUCCAGUGGCAGGGCAGGGGUGGCAUAGUGAUGGAUAUGUCCCAAUGUGCCCUUCAGCAUGGAUAAUUAGUGUAACUUUGGUAUAGUAGCGGAUUGCUGAGUAUCUUUUCAAGGGGGUUCUGGAUCAGGAAAUCCUUUAGCAUUGAGACACAACCUGAGGUCAUUGGUGGGGGGGGGUCCCAAUUCUGAUGCCUCCUGCUUAUGGCUGAGAGACAGCUGGGGCUUCAACCUUCCCUCUUAGUGGGGUUGAAUGGACAAGGAGGAACUCUUAAGAGUUGCUGCCCUGAGCCCUGUGACCCUACCUUUUUCCAGCUUUCUGAGUGAUACUUCACCCCAACAAUUAAGCCUCACAGGCCAAUUCACAUAGCAUCAUUGUAUUAUGAGUUACUAGCCCACAGGAAAUGAUUUGGGGACCCCUCAUGGACUGGGCAAGCUGAUAGUUAAGGUCUUCUGGGGAUCUUUAGAAAACAUUCCUCUCUAGGUACCAUCUUAAAAUUUUGGAGUGGUCCUGUAGCUCCACCCUCAACAUUGGGGAUGUCAGUGGCACCUUUUCUUUAACUCCCCACUCUGCCUUAGAGUCAUAGGAAGGAACAUCUCAGGGAGCCCACUUUGUGUAACAUCACUAUAGUUCUUUCCUCCCUCCUUCCUGAAGGCCCACAGAGGGGGUGGAUUCCAUGAACACAGAGCUCCACUCUCUACAUAGAAGCUCACUGAGGGGUGCUCCAGGCCAGUAGCUGCUCCACAUUUCUCCUUUGGAAGCCUCAAAUGUCAACAACUCCCCUUGCUUCUGUUGUCCUUGCCCUGGCUCCCCAGGGAAAUUUUGCUGCUGAGCCCAGCGACUUCAGUCUGUGCAUCUGUGUCUGUUACAUUUGAGAAUAGAGAUGUGGCUUUUA